Molecule: messenger RNA, 1221 nt
Organism: Corylus avellana
Lineage: Eukaryota; Viridiplantae; Streptophyta; Magnoliopsida; Fagales; Betulaceae
Product: ATPase family associated with various cellular activities (AAA)
Biological process (GO): DNA repair; DNA-templated DNA replication
Cellular component (GO): DNA replication factor C complex; nucleus
Molecular function (GO): ATP hydrolysis activity; DNA clamp loader activity; ATP binding
Source: RefSeq, a predicted model, not a curated record
CCUCAAAGCGGGAAAAGAGCCCUAUAAAGUCCGUGGGAAAAGAGAAUUCUUGCAGAGAAAAAAGAAAUGGCGCCAUUGUUGCAGAGCUCUCAGCCAUGGGUCGAAAAAUAUCGGCCAAAGCAAGUGAAAGAUGUGGCACACCAGGACGAGGUGGUCCGGGUCCUCACCAACACCCUCGAGACCACCAAUUGCCCGCACAUGCUCUUCUACGGCCCGCCCGGCACCGGCAAGACCACCACCGCGCUUGCCAUCGCCCACCAGCUCUUCGGGCCUGAGCUCUACAAGUCUAGGGUACUGGAGCUGAAUGCAAGUGAUGACCGUGGCAUCAACGUUGUUCGGACAAAGAUCAAAGAUUUUGCUGCUGUGGCUGUGGCUGUAGGUUCUAGUCAUCGUCAAGGGGGUUAUCCAUGUCCACCAUACAAGAUCAUAAUUCUAGAUGAGGCAGAUUCAAUGACUGAAGAUGCUCAGAAUGCCCUGAGGCGUACUAUGGAAACUUACUCCAAAGUUACAAGAUUCUUUUUUAUCUGUAAUUACAUCAGCAGGAUCAUAGAACCACUUGCUUCAAGGUGUGCAAAGUUCAGGUUCAAGCCACUUUCUGAAGAUAUCAUGAGCAGUCGUAUAUUGCAUAUUAGCAAAGAAGAAGGCCUCAAUCUAGAUGCGGAGGCUCUUUCAGCUCUAAGUUCUAUUUCACAGGGUGAUCUUCGUCGGGCUAUUACUUACUUACAGUCAGCUGCACGAUUAUUUGGAUCAUCCAUUUCUUGCAAGGAUCUGAUUAGUGUGUCUGGGGUUAUCCCACAAGAGGUCGUCGAGAAACUUCUUAUAGCAUGCAAAAGCGGUAACUUUGAUUUGGCGAACAAGGAAGUCAAUAAUAUAGUUGCGGAGGGAUAUCCAGUCUCUCAGAUGCUUUCUCAGAUACUUGAGGUGAUUGUUGAGGCAGAUGACAUAUCAGAUGAACAGAAGGCAAGAAUUUGCAAGAAAUUGGCCGAAGCAGAUAAGUGUCUUGUUGAUGGUGCGGAUGAAUACCUGCAGCUGCUCGAUGUAGCAAGCAAUACAAUGCGAGCUCUUUGUAACAUGCCGCAAGAAUUCCCAUAUGAGGGCUAGAUAGUUUGAGAAUCCUUUUCUAGAUACAGUUUGUUGUCAGAUAAUGUCGAGACAAGUAGUUUGACUUUGGAGAGAUGUUCAAUCUAUAAAAACAGAAAACUGUUUUUUUUUGCAGCCAAA